AUGAAAGGAGUUUUGCGAUUUGGUAACAAGGGGAAGCUAAGUCCAAGAUUCAUUGGACCAUUUGAAGUUUUAAAAAGAGUCGGACCAGUAGCGUAUCGCUUGGCACUUCCACCGGAUCUCUUGGGAGUUCAUCCAGUUUUUCAUAUUUCGAUGCUUCAGAAGUAUCUUCACGACCCUUCUCAUGUGAUUAAUCAUGAAGACGUACAGUUAGAUGGGAGUCUAUCGUACGUUGAACAUCCAAUAGCUAUAUUAGAUCGCCAAGUGAGACGUUUACACUCAAAGGAUAUCGUUUCAGUAAAAGUUCUUUGGCGUGGUCCAUCCAGCGAAGAAACUACUUGGGAACCCGAAGAAGUCAUCUGUGUAAAGCACCCAUACUUAUGCUGA
This is a messenger RNA of Cicer arietinum (chickpea), 384 nucleotides long. RefSeq lists its product as uncharacterized. The record is from RefSeq and is a predicted model, not a curated record. Lineage: Eukaryota; Viridiplantae; Streptophyta; Magnoliopsida; Fabales; Fabaceae.